Cotesia glomerata is the source of this 2091-nucleotide messenger RNA. RefSeq names its product hepatocyte nuclear factor 4-gamma (gene Hnf4). The record is from RefSeq and is a predicted model, not a curated record. The transcript is spliced from 8 exons. NCBI's taxonomy places the organism in Eukaryota, Metazoa, Arthropoda, Insecta, Hymenoptera, Braconidae. Gene Ontology annotation, cellular component: nucleus. Bases 502 to 1956 code for a protein of 484 amino acids. Gene Ontology annotation, molecular function: nuclear steroid receptor activity; nuclear receptor activity; zinc ion binding. Gene Ontology annotation, biological process: regulation of transcription by RNA polymerase II; cell differentiation; anatomical structure development.
AAAAUAAAGUGUGUGAAGUACGCUCGCACAUAAUUACACCUCCAGUAUGCGUAUUGCCGUCUUUACGCAUAGCACUCAUCAUCGUACGGUUUGUAUGCGCACAUACAUGGUUAAACGGUCGGUUAUCAUACAAGUGUGCAUACGUACAUGUAUGCACACAUCUAUCCGUCUAUAUCUGUCUCUAGUGAUUCUGUCGAAAUAAAAGCAAAAAGAGUUAAGUUAAGUAUCAUGGCCGUACCAGUACAAUUGGUUUAUACGCGCGUGCAAUAACGUUCAAUUAUUUAUGAUUUAUCAUCGAUCGUGACGUGGUUUUGUCGAUUAUUGUCAAGUUAACGAAGCGCCGUCGGUGGAUCAUUAAAAAAAUUCAUAUGGAUACCCACGUGGCGAACCAGGUGAGAGAGAUAGCUACAGUUCGAUUACAACAAUAUAAACCCUAAACCAACAAGUUACUUCAUAGAUAUCGAUAUCGAUUUGACGGAACAGAAGUGCAAGUACCACAAAAUGGACGAUAGCAGUAAAGAAUCGUGUUCAUUGGCCACUGACAGUCUUCAAAAUCAAUCGCCAGGUUCGCCAUCUUCUCAUGAUGCUGAUCUCAGUAUGGGAGCCGGUGGUACCGGUGGGUCAGUUCUAGGAAUUCCUGGGUCAGGAACUGGAGUACUAUCUCAACACUGUGCUAUUUGUGGUGACAGAGCGACAGGAAAACAUUACGGCGCCGCUUCGUGUGACGGCUGCAAAGGAUUUUUCCGGCGAUCGGUCAGAAAAAAUCACUUAUACACUUGCCGAUUUAAUAGAAAUUGCGUUGUUGAUAAAGAUAAAAGAAACCAAUGCAGAUAUUGCAGGCUACGGAAAUGCUUCAAAGCCGGAAUGAAAAAAGAAGCGGUGCAAAAUGAACGCGAUAGAAUAAGCUGCAGAAGACCGAGUUAUGAAGAGCAAACCAGCAAUGGAGGUGGUCUGUCAGUGGUCUCUUUGCUGCAAGCUGAAAUGCUCAGUAGACAAGUCGGGGCGGCCUUAGAGGUCCAACAAUUAGGAAGCCCGAGUAACGAGACUGAUCUCAGUAACAAGCAGAUAGCAAACAUAAAUGACGUGUGUGAUAGUAUGAAACAGCAACUAUUAAUACUCGUUGAGUGGGCCAAGUACAUUCCGGCAUUCAGUGAACUUACUCUUGACGAUCAAGUGGCACUACUACGAGCCCAUGCCGGGGAGCAUCUUCUUCUAGGCGUUGCAAGACGUAGCAUGCACCUCAAUGAUGUUCUGCUACUUGGCAACAAUUGUAUCAUCACCAAAAGCUGCCCUGUGAUAUCAUUGCCCACAGAUGGACGUAAUCAAGACCUGGAUAUCAGCAGAGUCGGCAUACGCAUAAUGGAGGAAUUGGUGAAGCCGCUUAAUGAAGUUCAGAUUGAUGACACCGAAUUCGCUUGCCUGAAAGCUAUCGUAUUUUUUGAUCCAAACGCUAAAGGAUUGAGCGAACCGGCAAGAAUAAAACACCUGCGCUACCAAAUCCAAAUAAACCUCGAGGAUUACAUAAGCGACCGGCAAUACGACAGCCGUGGAAGAUUCGGCGAGAUAUUAUUAACGUUACCGGCACUACAGUCUAUUUCAUGGCAGAUGAUCGAGCAAAUCCAAUUUGUGAGGUUGUUCGGAGUCGCGCACAUCGACAGUUUGCUCCAGGAAAUGCUACUUGGUGGCGCGUCUGCUGAAUUGAAUGGCGCGUCGACACCCUUGCCGAUAUCAAACCCCCCGGGAAGUUAUGUAAGUAGCAAUGAAAGCCCCAGUAGCCCUUUAACGCCAGCUAACACCGGGCCUCUGAGUCCUCAAGAUCAUAUGCUGAGUGCGGGCAGUCCUGUCAUGAUUUUACGCGACUUAACUUCCAUUACUUCUCAUGAUGACAAUAAUACUGUCGCGGGGUUUCGACUUUUUAAGCAAGAGCCUAGUUUAGAAACAGAGACCAGCUUUUGACUAGAUAGUGAACAAUUGCCAGUGAUUUUAACUAAAUAAAUUUAUAAUAUAGUUAAGCAAAUUUACAGUUUUGGUGGUUAUUUAUAAUAAGAAAAUUAAUUAUUUGAGGUAAUAAUUAUAAAUAUAUAUAUAUAU